AUGUGGAGGGCGGUGCAGCUAGGUUUGAUACUUUGGUGCGUGGAGGGAGCUCGCGGGAUCAUGUGCUACAACUGCUCCACGACUCAUGAGGUGUCCUCGGCGUGCGCUGGCGACUUCGCCCCGCCGUACCAGCCCUUCAACGCCACGCGGGUCUUGCUCGCCAACUGUACUGGAGAAAACGCGAUGUGCUUCGUGCGGUCGUGGCGGGCGCGCGCGAACCACGCGUGGAUCGUGCAGCGCGGCUGCUACCACGGCACGGGGCCCCACGAUCCUGUCCUGAGGCUUCUGAACAAACCCACCAGAGCCAUGACCUGCACGCAACGCAGAUUAAUUGAAGCGGAAUACAAAGUGUGUCUUUGUCGAUCAAACUGGUGCAACUCUGCGUUUUCGAAUGAUGUAUCAAUGUCAUUUUUGGUUUAUAUUUCGAUUUUAUUGUACGUGAAUUAUUUAUUUAAUGUCAUUUGUAUUAACGAAUCGUCGCAGGCCCUCCGUCAUAUUUCCUUGUAG
Messenger RNA from Pectinophora gossypiella (pink bollworm), 507 nucleotides. RefSeq lists its product as uncharacterized. The record is from RefSeq and is a predicted model, not a curated record. The coding region runs from base 1 to 507 and encodes 168 amino acids. The transcript is spliced from 3 exons. Lineage: Eukaryota; Metazoa; Arthropoda; Insecta; Lepidoptera; Gelechiidae. Gene Ontology annotation, biological process: positive regulation of voltage-gated potassium channel activity; sleep; regulation of synaptic transmission, cholinergic.